Messenger RNA from Solanum pennellii, 1339 nucleotides. Its product is annotated as U-box domain-containing protein 5-like. The transcript is spliced from 6 exons. Lineage: Eukaryota; Viridiplantae; Streptophyta; Magnoliopsida; Solanales; Solanaceae. The coding region runs from base 414 to 1094 and encodes 226 amino acids. The record is from RefSeq and is a predicted model, not a curated record.
UGUACAGUUGAAAGGCUUAUUAAUGGCUGAGGCUGAGUGUUUUUAACUUUUAUAAAGCAAAAUGCAAAUGAAUGUGUUUCUUGAUUGUGGGUUUCGCUUGAAAUGGCUUAUAUUUGAAAAAUAAGGAGAGAAAUUGAAUCUUUUUAUGUAAAGAAAUCUCAAGUUUUGAAAUUUUUUUCUGGGAAUUUUUAUGAGUUCUUGAAAAUGUGGUGUUGGGCUUAGUGUUAAAGUUUGUUUUUUUCAUCUUAAGAAGAAAAGGGUUUGUGUAUUUUUCUCUUCUAGAAAUUAUCAUGUGGAUUGAUUCUGCUGAAGUAAGUGAGACACCUCAAUUUCAUCAUGAUAUUAAGGUCUUACUUGAAAGGUGUCGUUUGGUGUGAUCGAUAAAGAAAAAUAAUUUCGGGGUGCAUCAUCUAAUGUGCAUGGAACUAAUUCAGUUUGUAACUAGAGUUUCGGUAUUACUUCCUGAAAUUGAAGCAGUCCGUCCUGGAUGCUCCGGAACAGAGGCACUUUGUCGGUUGAACAAUGAAAUUGACAAAGUCAAGACACUAAAUCAACAUUGCAGUGAAUCUAGUAAGCUAUACUUGGCAUUCACAGGAGAUACUAUACUCUCACGAUGUAAGAAAUCAAGAAACAUGUUUGAGAAAAGCUUAAACCAGGUGCAAAAUAUGGUUCCAGUAUCGCUGGCUUCCGAGAUAUCACAACUGAUUGCUGAACUAAGGGGUGCGAUAUUCAGCGUGCACCCAUCUGAAGAGGAGGCAGGGAAGGUUAUAAAGGAAUUACUUCAUCGGUAUGUCAACACAACAGAUUCGGCUGAAGAAUAUGCCUUCGAGGCAAUUCAAGUUGCUAUGUGGAAGCUUCAUAUCACAUCUCUAAAAGCUCUUUCAAUUGAAAAAAGAUCCAUAAAAGAGAUGAUGGAUAGAGUUGGCGAGGGUGAAACAACGAAAAGGAGGAUCUUAUCGAUAUUUCUUAAGCUCCUUAAUAAGCAUGGAAAAUCAAUUGUGACAGAGCAAAUUCAUAAGGAAGACUCUUACCCAUUUUACAAUCAGUGUGAAGUGAACUCUAUUAGAGAUGUCAACUUGGCGGUGCUGAAGUAGACGUUCUGAGGAGCUCUCUAACACGAGGACAUGAUUCUAGAUAGGUAAAUAUGGAGGUUGAAGAUUAGGGUAGAGGGUUAGUAGGUAUAGCGCCGUCUAGUUUCCUUUUUAGUAUUGUUAUUAUUAGUAUCUUAUUAUUCGACUGUAGCAUUACCCAUUAUUACGUCGUUGCUACUUUUCUCUUCUUCAUUGUUUUCAACAUGAUUUCUUCGCUAUUAUAUUUACCUUACAUGCUUGUCUUUUAA